AUGGUCAGAGCCCUCAAGCAUCACGAACAGAAGCUCCUUAAGAAGGUCGACUUCCUUGAUUGGAAGCAGGACCAGGGGCACAGGGACACCCAGGUCAUGAGAACCUACCACAUCCAAAACAGAGAGGAUUAUCAUAAAUAUAACAAGAUCUGUGGUGAAAUCAGAAAAUUAGCACACAAGCUUUCAAUGUUGCAAGCGACAGACCCUUACAGAAUAAAGCAUGAACAACUUCUCCUUGAGAAGCUCUACAGCAUGGGCAUUUUGGCUACCAAGUCCAAAAUUUCUGAUUUGGAAAACAAGGUGACAGUGAGUGCCUUUUGCCGUAGAAGAAUCGGGACAGUGAUGUGUCGUCUAAAGAUGGCUGAAACCAUAGCCAAUGCAGUUACAUUCAUAGAACAGGGCCACGUCAGAGUGGGGCCAAAUGUCAUCACCGAUCCUGCUUACUUGGUCACCAGAAACAUGGAAGAUUACUUGACAUGGGUUGACACCUCCAAGAUCAAGAGAAACGUUCUCAAGUAUAAAAAUAAGAUUGAUGACUACGAAUUGUCAUGA
Suhomyces tanzawaensis NRRL Y-17324 is the source of this 552-nucleotide messenger RNA. Its product is annotated as snoRNA-binding rRNA-processing protein. The transcript has a single exon. The record is from RefSeq and is a predicted model, not a curated record. Gene Ontology annotation, molecular function: rRNA binding; structural constituent of ribosome; snoRNA binding. Bases 1 to 552 code for a protein of 183 amino acids. Gene Ontology annotation, biological process: rRNA processing. Gene Ontology annotation, cellular component: Mpp10 complex; small-subunit processome; small ribosomal subunit. Lineage: Eukaryota; Fungi; Ascomycota; Pichiomycetes; Serinales; Debaryomycetaceae.